This is a messenger RNA of Plasmodium relictum, 2202 nucleotides long. RefSeq names its product conserved Plasmodium protein, unknown function. The record is from RefSeq and is a predicted model, not a curated record. Lineage: Eukaryota; Apicomplexa; Aconoidasida; Haemosporida; Plasmodiidae. The transcript has a single exon. The coding region runs from base 1 to 2202 and encodes 733 amino acids.
AUGUUUUCCAAAUAUUAUGAAAAAGAAGAGGAUAAUGGUUUUAUUAGAUCACAUUAUUUUAAAAAGAUUGAAAUUGAAAAAAUUGAUAAAAAUUUAAUAAAUUUAGAAAAAACAUUUUAUAAUGAUGACAUAUUUUUAGAUAUAUAUAUAAAUGAAAAAGAAAAAAAUAAUUUUGAUUUUUUUUUAAACAGUAUAGAAGGUAUGAAUAAUAGGAAUUAUUUAGAGAAAUGGAUAAAUAUAGAUAUAUCUAAUAUAUAUAAUUACAUUUUAUAUGACAAUAAAUAUUGUAGUGAUAUAGUAAAUGAUAAAAAAGGGUAUUUAAUUUUAAAAUUAAAAUACACAAAUGAAAAUAAAAUAAUAACUUCUUAUUUUAAAGUUAAUUGUAGAAAUGUAAAAUGGGAAAAUGAAAAAAAAGUUUGGCAUAUACCAUUAUUUUACAUAUUUGAAAUAUCAAAGCUUACAUUAUUUUUAGGUGGUACAGUUAGUGAUUUAGUUCUUUAUUAUUUAUGCAAGCUUUUUAAUCACUUUUCAAGUAUUAAAAAUGUUAAUAACUUAAAAAUAAAUGAAUUAAAUAAAGAAGAAAUAAAAAGUAAUGAGGUUAAUAAUAAGGAAACUAGAAAAGAUAAUAUAAAAAUAAAUAAUAAUAAUAAUAAUAAUUAUAAUGAAAUUAAUAAUGAGAAAGAAAGAAAUGAUAGUAUUAAACAUAAUGAAAAUAAAAUAGAGGAGAAUAAAUUAAAUAAUGAUAUAAUUAAUAAUAAUCAAUUAAAUAACAAUGUUAGCAACAUUACAAAUAUGAAAACGAACAAUUCUUUGAGUAAUAAUAACCAUAUGGGAAAAAUAUAUAAAACAGAGAAUGACCAAAAUAAUAGUAACGUAAAUAAUAAAUCAUAUAAUUCUAUAAAUGAAAAUAGUUACAGUUUUGAUAUAUUUAUUAAAGAAAACAAAAUGAAAUUUAUUGAAUAUUUAAAAAACGUAAAAAUGUUUAAGAUAGAACAUGUAAUUGUUAAUAAUAUAUUAAAAAGUGAUUCUAUGUAUAUAAAAAUUUUACCUUAUAAUGAAGAAAUUAUUAAAAAGAUUAAAGAAACUAAUUUAUUUCAAUGGAAUAAAAUUGACAAUAUAUGGGUGAUAAAAAAAACAAAUUUUAAGAAUUUUUAUAUAAAUAUUAUAAAAUUUUUUGAUUUUAAAAUAUGUUCCUACUAUGAUUAUUUUAAAAUAUCUAAGCAAAAAUUGCUUGAAAAUGAAAUAAAAUCAAAUCAAAAUAGUAUAAUGAUUAAUAAUAUCAUAUUAAAAACAGAAAAUAUUAAAAAAAAAAGGAAAAAAAUAAUAAAUGAAAUAAAGGAAAAUGAAAAAAAAUUCAAGCAGACAAUCAAUUAUGAGAGUACUGAUUCUUCAUAUUCAGAUGAAUUAUCAAAGAAUGUUGAUUCUAGUUAUUAUGAAGGAAGAGAAUUAGUAAAUAAAAUUAAAUUGAUAGGAGCAGCAAAUAAUUAUUAUAAGGAUAUAAUAUAUAAUAAGUUAAAUAAGGUAAAACAUUUAAGACCCCCUAAUUAUUCAUAUGACCCAAAAGGAUUAAUUACCAAAAAUGGGGCAGGAACAAAAGGUAUAGAAAUUUAUGAUUUACCAAGUGAUGUCAAUGAAUGGAACAAGAUUAGCUUUUGCAUUGUUCCGAAUGAAAAAGCACAUGUAGACUUAUACGAUCCCAAAAUAUUAUGCAGUUUAGUUAGCGAUGUAUAUUUACUUAAAGAAAGAGCAAUAGAUAUUAUUUUAAAGAAGUAUAAAAGAUGGCCAGAAUACAGUGAUGCUUUUUGGAAUACUAUAUGCUCAGAAAAUGAGUUUAUUGUUUGUAAUAAAAAUUUCAAUACUAGACAAAAAUUAGCUCAUGAUAGAUUGUUUAAUAAACAAUUCUUUUAUAUAUUUAAUAUUGAAAGUGUUAAACAAUCUAAUUAUUAUGAUCCUUUAUUUUUAUGUAAAACUUUAAUUAUUUUAGGAGAAGGAAAAUUAGUAAAGGAUCCAUUAGAAUCUGAAUAUAUCAUUAUUUCUAAUUCUACUGACCAAAAUUCAAUUUCUUUUUAUAAUUCUCUUCAGGAAAAAAAUAAAAAAAAAAAACUUCCUUUAUUUGUAACUCCUUAUUUUAUAUAUGAUUGCAUUUUAAAUUAUUCCAUUUCUUACCCAUCCAAAAAUAAAAAUCAUUUUUCUUUUGCAUAA